Lobosporangium transversale is the source of this 336-nucleotide messenger RNA. RefSeq lists its product as hypothetical. Gene Ontology annotation, cellular component: Golgi apparatus. The record is from RefSeq and is a predicted model, not a curated record. Gene Ontology annotation, biological process: intra-Golgi vesicle-mediated transport; endoplasmic reticulum to Golgi vesicle-mediated transport; endocytosis. Gene Ontology annotation, molecular function: GTPase activator activity. The transcript has 2 exons. Lineage: Eukaryota; Fungi; Mortierellomycota; Mortierellomycetes; Mortierellales; Mortierellaceae. The coding region runs from base 1 to 336 and encodes 111 amino acids.
AUGUCUGACAGGAAACUACCCACCGAAAAGAGUGAACGUAUCCUUGCUGAACUGCUAAAGAUCCCCGUCAACACCAUCUGCUGCGACUGCGGAGCUGCCAAUCCGAAAUGGGCCUCUUACUCUCUCGGCUGUUUCCUCUGUGUACGAUGUGUCAGCAUCCAUCGGAAGAUGGGUACCCAUAUCUCCAAAGUCAGAUCCGUCACCUUGGACGCAUGGACUCAGGAAGAUAUCGAUGUAAAGACAAUAAAAAGCCUUCUUCCUUUUCAUUUCUUUUUUUUUUUUUUUUUUUUUUUUUCUCCCUUCCUUCCUUUCUUUACAAAACUUUUCUCAUCUUGA